Molecule: messenger RNA, 1408 nt
Organism: Neolamprologus brichardi
Lineage: Eukaryota; Metazoa; Chordata; Actinopteri; Cichliformes; Cichlidae
Gene: tmem41aa
Product: transmembrane protein 41aa
Source: RefSeq, a predicted model, not a curated record
AAUAAAUUAUAAGAUAUACUUGUGGGUGCUAGUGGGUUAGUACUUUGAAUAUUUUAACUGUUCUAUUGACAUGGGGAUGUGACGUCACUGCGGCGGUUGGUUGCCGCUUCUUGCUGUUGCUAUUUACGCUGACGGCAACCGGGACGUGAAGCUUUUUUCUGGCUAUCAAACUCAGGAUAACAUGCGCUCCCUCGUAGGACUAAUUACGGUUGUCGCCGCAGCCAGCUUGUAUCUAUAUUCCCUGUCCUUGUACCUCCCCGCGGGACCAAGAAAGCGUUCUGUCCGGAGCGCCGAGGCUGGACAUGUGUCCGAGGAGCAACAGCAGCAGCCCGGCGACUCCUUAGACGAAGAAGAGCCCAGCAGGUUAAAGUUCCCUUCAGACUUGGAGGAGCUGCGGGAACUCGCUGAACUCUUGCAGUUCUACAAGACAGAGCACACUGGAUAUGUCCUGCUCCUCUUCUGCAGUGCUUAUCUCUACAAGCAGUCCUUUGCUAUUCCUGGAUCCUCAUUCCUGAACAUUCUUGCGGGAGCUAUAUUUGGACCCUAUCAAGGACUGCUGCUUGCCUGUGUGCUCACAACCGUGGGCUCUACAAUGUGCUUCCUCCUCUCCCAAUUCUUUGGAAAACACUACAUUGUGAACCUCUUCCCAGAUAAAGUCUCCACGUUGCAGAGAAAGGUGGAGGAAAACCAGGACUGUUUGUUCUUCUUCCUGCUCUUCCUGAGGUUCUUUCCCAUGACUCCCAACUGGUUUCUGAAUAUGUCUGCCCCAAUUGUAAACAUCCCCAUCACCUUCUUUUUCUGCUCAGUCUUUAUUGGCCUCCUGCCAUACAACUUCAUCUGCGUCCAGACAGGCGUCAUGCUAUCAGAGGUGUCAUCGCUGGAUGACUUGUUCUCCUGGGAGCGGCUCCUGCAGCUGCUGGCCAUCGCCUGCAUGGCUCUGCUGCCUGGUGCCCUCAUCCGCCGCUUCAGUCAGAAGCGACUCAAACUUGGCACCCAGUCACAGAAUGGACUCGAUAAGAAGGUCCAGUGAUCCAUCCUGGGACUAAGUUUGUUUGUUAACAUACUGAUGCCUUCUGCCCUCGAGAGCGAAUGAAACACACACACACGUGUAAAGUGCUUUACUGUUGCACAGCCACCUGGACAAUUCACAGUGGGAGUAUUUGAGAAUUAUGUCCUACCAGAUAUUUCCGUGCCACAUGUUGGCACAGCAGUAAAUGUUUAUAGAUGUAGGAAUGUACAGUGGUGACACAAAGGGGAGGGAGGGGGGCAUUUUAAGGAAACUUUGCUCUUGCACUCAUGUUCAGAAAGCAAGUGUUCAAAGUGCCUGUCGUGGAGUUUUGAACUCACACUUCUACCUCCAUGAGCACCAGAAAGAGAUGGUGUAAAUGUUUGUUGUUGGUUUUGUGGG